AGGCACGAUAUCGUCAUAACAUCCGCUUUACCUAGAGGUUAUUUCCGUGUUUAUUAGGAUGUCUGCAGAAGUAAUAAUCAGUCAAUUUUAUAGAAAUAUGUAAAAUACGAAAAUGGCGUGGAAAAGCGAAGGUUUGUGCGAUGUUGCGCGUUUGUUUGCUAUGUCUUCGGCAGACCGUGUUCUUCCUCCAGCCUCUCUGCGUCUCCUUGUCCCUCCAGUGAGACUCAUGUCUGCCUUCGUGUGGCAGGUAGCGCAGCAGCUCAAAGUGAUGCAGUAUGACAAGCUGGCGGACUUCAUCAGUUUGGCAACAGAGAUGGUCCCAGAGCUGCUCAGUCCCACCCAGAAGGCUCAGCUCAUCCUGGGCCUGAGAGCAAGGCUGGUUCUUGAGCUGUGUCGAGGUGAUGGUGUAUCCAACCUGCAGAUGAUCCAGAGUCAACUAGAUAAAAUCCACACCUGCAGUGUUGAGCUGAGCUCUAAUCAGGAGAUGGCCAGUUCUGAUAUAUUGAAGACAUCAUACAGCAACUUUGCUAGCCUGGUUCAGAACAUUUUGAAUGUUCCUUUUGAGAAGGAGUUCUUUUUUCAGGAGGUUUUUCCUGCCAACUACGGCUCCAUCUAUAACCAAAGGAUCCAGCAGCUUGUGUCCGUCUUUCUGUCCAGACUUGAAGAGCUGCUGCCAGUACCAGACCUGCAGCAGACAGCAGCUUGGCUCAAUGAAACACAUGUAUCAGAAGAAAUUGGACUCCAUCUGUCUGAACCCUUCAGUUUGAAGACCCUGCUGCAUCAUCACAGGCAGACGGGGACUCUAAGUUCAGCACGGUCAAGCAGUGAGGACGAUGUCAUUUUGUCCACACUAGCCCUCCCUUCUCAAACUGUCGCAGAGAGGUUCACUGAGGCUUAUAGUCAGGAAGAUCAUGACGGUGAAGAACAAACACCAUCACUGGAGGGUUUAGAAGAAGAAUCAAGUCAAAGCUUUGAUGUCACGGCAAAUGAUUGGCUGCCAAAAAAGAAACCAGGUCCUUUCUCUUGUUUAUUCAUCUGCCCUCAGUGCUCAUUCACACAUCGCAUAAAGAGAAAAGUCCAGGAGCACAUCCAGAGUGAGCACCAGAUAACCGCUUCUAUUCACACAAACUUUUCUGGGAAAAAAGUCAGGAAGAAGAUACGUCAGAAUGCUGUGAAAAAUAAAGUAAAAGGUGACCCAGACAAACGGAGGAAAACCGAACCAAAAAGUGUGGCUAAAAACUGGGAAUGCAAGCAGAAAAAUGACAAUGUAGAAAAUAAGGAAAAGCGUAGAUGGAAAGAGCCCAAGCAGGAAGACAGAAGGUUUCUGAGCACGCGACCUGUGAACAAAAACUUCACAGAGAAAGAAACCAAAUGUCCGAUGUGUGAAAAGUUCUUUGAACAUCCAAAUCAAUUGAAGGCUCACAUGAAGCUCCACAGCUUCCCCUACCGCUGCAGCCAGUGCGAGAAAGGAUUCACCAGCCCAUCAGGCUUUUAUCAGCACCAGAGGCUUCAUAAGAGAGGACGAAUAUUCAUCUGUAACCAGUGCAACAAGGGAUUCCUGUGCAGGUAUUCACUCAAGCAGCAUGAACGCCUCCACAACGGUCCCACCAACUUGUGCAACAUCUGCGGGAAAUGGUUCAGCAAAGCUGGCAUCACGAGACACAUGCAGAUGCACAGAGGGGAGAAAAACUACCUCUGCACCACUUGCGGGAAAUCCUUCUUGUCUUCGGGCGAGCUGCUGCUGCACACUCGGUCUCACACGGGGGAGACGCCCUACACCUGCGUCCAGUGCGGGAAGGGUUUCUCCAGCAAAAGUCACCUAAAUGUCCACAUGCGCUCUCAUACAGGGGAGCGCCCAUACCUGUGCUCUGAAUGCCCCAAGCGUUUCCUUACGUUAAACUGCCUAAAGAGACACACACUCAGCCACAAUGGGGUGAAACCAUUCAAGUGUCCAAACUGCGAGAGAGAAUUCUCGCAGCAGGGGAAUCUGAAAAGACACCUUGCCACUCAUAAACCCCACAUGUAGUUUGCAGUUCUUAUUUUAUUGUCAGUCAAACAAGUUUAUUUCAAACUGGAAUUCCAGAAUGAACUACCUUCUGUACGAAGAAAUAAGUGUGGGAAGCAUUAACCAUGCAAUCGCUGGAAGUAUAAGCUUUGUUUUCUUCAGUGUAUUCAGCAGGCAUUAAAGUGCACUUGAGCAUAUGCUUACCAUCAGCGAUGUCAAUUUCAUUUUAGUUUCACACACCAUUACACUCGCUCACAUUGUAGUGUAGAAAAUCUGAUGAUGAAGCUUUCUGGGUGGAGUGCUGGUUAAAUAUGCAACACUUUCACUUUUCAGCUCUCUGUAAAACUAUUCUAACUUCAUCCCUGUUUAAGAAACCUGCAGCCUUCCCUUUGAGUUGAAUCCUAUGAAUGUUCUUGUGCCACUGAAUUUUUUUUGUCAUUCUUAUCAAAAAUGUAAUUAUCUUAAAAUUUGGGGGUUUUCUCAAAAUUUAGAUGUAUUCACUUGAACAAAGUUUCAACAACUUUAAAUUCUGACUUGUGGAAGGUGUUUUUUUUCAACAGGGAAACAAAAACUCUGUAGGACACAACCCGAAACGUCAGAGAAAACCGGUGCAAUCUACACAUCCGUUAGCGCCUGAGUGUCAUUUCAAGUUUCAGUUGUUUCUUUGGCAUUGUCUUACUGUGCGGGAUCACCUCACUGCUGCCAGGUGAAGUGAUUAACAUUUAUUUGUUACAAUGAAGAAGCCAGGAAAUGUCCUCCCAGCAUUCAUCUUAAAGUUUCUGCAAAUCAGGCACACCACCUCUCCCUCAAUGACACCUUCUGCAUUCAAACUUUGGAAAGAGCCAGGACUGAUCCACAGAGUCCUUUACAAACGUAGGCAUCUGGAAACUUAGAGUGAACACAUUUUCUUCCAAAGUUGGACAUGUUUAGAGAGCAGAGUUAGUCUAUUGAGGAACAUGUGAGGAUAGAAACCUGUGAAAAACACACACCACUGUAGGAAAUGCAAUUUAUUUGCAAUUUUUUAAUAACAUCAUUCCUCAGAUAAAAAUGCAAUGUUACAGGAAUAUACAUCAGAUAUUAAUUUAAAACUUGCUUUCAAGGGACCAUACAGUCUAAAUAUACUUUUUCCUUUUUUAUUUACUUGUAGCGUGCGUUAUAAGCAAGACAGACUCUGUCACCAAUGACAGACUGACAAGUUACAGAUACAAACUGUACAUUACUUAUUUACAAAUCAACUUUUUGUUUGGUUUUUUUCUUUCACUUUUUAUUGAAAAUAGGAGUAGAAAAAGUGAUUGAAUUAAUAUUCUGAUUUAUUUCAUUUGUAUUCUUUCCCUUUCUAAAAUCUAAAAUGAAAUGAAGGAGAAAAAAAAAAUCAAGAUCUCUCUUUUA
Molecule: messenger RNA, 3394 nt
Organism: Haplochromis burtoni (Burton's mouthbrooder)
Lineage: Eukaryota; Metazoa; Chordata; Actinopteri; Cichliformes; Cichlidae
Product: oocyte zinc finger protein XlCOF6
Exons: 8
Coding region: 113-2026 (637 amino acids)
Source: RefSeq, a predicted model, not a curated record